Polyodon spathula (Mississippi paddlefish) is the source of this 1067-nucleotide messenger RNA. RefSeq lists its product as uncharacterized. Lineage: Eukaryota; Metazoa; Chordata; Actinopteri; Acipenseriformes; Polyodontidae. The transcript is spliced from 9 exons. The record is from RefSeq and is a predicted model, not a curated record. The coding region runs from base 134 to 931 and encodes 265 amino acids.
UUCUGUGUUGGAGAAUAUGAUGUUUUACAAUUCCCAAGUGUUACACAAUUAAAGAAUAAAAAAGAAGGCAAGCAAAAUAGGUGCCAGAAGGGCUGGAGAAGCUGCCCUGAAUGGGAGUCAGACCACACUCUGCAUGUCAUUGAUUAGAGGUGCCUCUUGCUGGUACACGCCCUUAAUAGAUGCACUGGCAUUAGAACUCCUUCAGCUUGAUCAAAGACUACAGACACAGAAAUUAAAACGACCAAGUGUGAAACUCCAGGAGUGUAAACUAAUAGUUCUGAAAAGGACAGCUGGAACCCAAGUGCUAUUAAACAACAGGUGUGAAGUAUCUUCUGGUGGAGUUCAAGUUGAAGAAGACCUGUCCGUCACCAGCAUGAGUGAAAAAACUGCAGCAGACCAGUCAUCUGUCAGCGCAGUACCAUUAAACAGUUUCAACCAAGAGAAGGCACCAGUGUGGGAUCCAGCUCCAAUUACUCCAGGAAGACCUGAAAUGACAGGUCGAGAGUCACAGGAGGAGACCUGUCCAGGGGGAAGAAGUUCUAUAAUGACAACUGGGAAACCCAAAGAAGGAAAUGAAAGUGUUUCUCUAAAUAAAAGCCUGUCGGUGGAUCCAUCUCCAAAUGAUGGGAGUCUUAGUGCUAAUGUGCCAAAGAAAGAAAUGUUGACACCCAGAAGUAAAUUUAAAAUGAACCUGGAACUUGCCAAAGGUAUGGAGGCUAUUGACGAACACAAAGGACAGGAACCACCGAGCAAUUCCACAACUGACGCUGUAAAAGGUGCAGGGCCUGAAAAUGCAUUGUGUUUGUUUUUUUUUUUUCAUUUCAUUUUUUGUUUUGAUUUUGUAUUGGUUACAUUAGUGCAUAAAUCCAGUGCCUUGGCAGUGAAACUGCACUUCCUGGAGAUUUACAUUAAAUGGCAAUGUGCAAAAUAAUACAUAUUUAUGAAAGCAAUUCAGGCACAUAGUGGGUCCUCCUUAUCCUGUAACAAGCUCAUGGUUAUGUCAAAGUUUUUUGUGGUCCAACAUUUGGAAACCUGUUCAGCUGGACGGUUGUCGGGGUGGGGUAGGG